Molecule: messenger RNA, 12221 nt
Organism: Piliocolobus tephrosceles (Ugandan red Colobus)
Lineage: Eukaryota; Metazoa; Chordata; Mammalia; Primates; Cercopithecidae
Gene: MGA
Product: MAX dimerization protein MGA
Exons: 24
Coding region: 203-9556 (3117 amino acids)
Biological process (GO): regulation of transcription by RNA polymerase II; cell fate specification; positive regulation of DNA-templated transcription
Cellular component (GO): MLL1 complex; nucleus; chromatin
Molecular function (GO): RNA polymerase II cis-regulatory region sequence-specific DNA binding; DNA-binding transcription factor activity, RNA polymerase II-specific; protein dimerization activity
Source: RefSeq, a predicted model, not a curated record
GCGGUGACGUGGACGUCCGGUGCGCGCGCGCAGGCUCUUCAGCUGGAGCGGACACACGGUGUGCGAACCGAACAGAAUAACCCGCCCCCAGCGGGAUGUGAAGGACUCCGGGUGAGGCCGGCCACGCCCCGCACGGAUGGGAAGGCCAUUGUGACUAUGUGGUGAUUACAGUUGUCUUACUACUGAGUUUCCUACUGAAAUCAUGGAGGAGAAACAGCAGAUUAUAUUGGCUAAUCAAGAUGGUGGAACAGUGGCAGGAGCAGCACCUACCUUCUUUGUCAUCUUAAAGCAGCCAGGAAAUGGCAAAACUGAUCAAGGAAUUUUGGUUACUAAUCAGGAUGCCUGUGCUUUGGCUAGUAGUGUGUCAUCACCAGUAAAAUCUAAAGGGAAGAUUUGCCUUCCAGCUGAUUGUACUGUGGGUGGAAUCACUGUUACCCUCGAUAACAAUAGUAUGUGGAAUGAGUUCUAUCAUCGAAGCACAGAGAUGAUUCUGACCAAGCAAGGAAGACGCAUGUUUCCUUAUUGUCGUUAUUGGAUAACAGGUUUAGAUUCAAAUUUGAAGUAUAUUCUUGUCAUGGAUAUAUCUCCUGUGGAUAACCAUCGUUAUAAGUGGAAUGGUCGUUGGUGGGAACCCAGUGGGAAGGCUGAACCUCAUGUUUUGGGGAGGGUUUUUAUUCAUCCAGAAUCUCCUUCCACAGGUCAUUAUUGGAUGCAUCAACCAGUAUCUUUCUAUAAACUCAAACUUACCAACAAUACACUGGACCAAGAAGGGCAUAUCAUCUUGCACUCUAUGCAUCGUUACCUGCCAAGGCUUCAUUUGGUGCCUGCAGAAAAGGCUGUGGAGGUGAUACAAUUAAAUGGCCCUGGUGUCCACACUUUUACCUUCCCACAGACUGAAUUCUUUGCAGUCACAGCUUAUCAGAACAUUCAGAUUACUCAGCUGAAAAUAGAUUACAAUCCAUUUGCCAAAGGCUUUCGGGAUGAUGGGCUGAAUAGUAAGCCCCAAAGAGAUGGAAAACAAAAGAACAGCUCUGACCAAGAAGGGAAUAAUAUUUCCAGUUCUUCUGGUCAUCGGGUCCGUCUUACAGAAGGUCAGGGGUCAGAGAUACAACCAGGUGAUUUGGAUCCUUUGUCAAGGGGUCAUGAAACAUCAGGCAAGGGUUUGGAGAAGACUUCCCUUAAUAUAAAACGAGACUUUCUUGGUUUCAUGGAUACUGAUUCAGCACUUAGUGAAGUUCCUCAAUUGAAGCAAGAGAUUUCUGAAUGUCUUAUUGCCAGCAAUUUUGAAGAUGACUCCCAUGUAGCCUCACCAUUAGACCAGAAUGGAAGCUUCAAUGUUGUUAUUAAAGAGGAACCUCUAGAUGAUUACGACUACGAACUUGGUGAGUGCCCAGAAGGGGUCACUGUGAAACAGGAAGAGACAGAUGAAGAGACAGAUGUAUACUCAAACAGUGAUGAUGAUCCUAUACUAGAGAAACAGCUAAAGAGGCACAAUAAAGUUGACAACCCAGAAGCUGACCAUCUAUCUUCUAAAUGGCUUCCAAGCAGCCCAUCAGGUGUUGCUAAAGCUAAAAUGUUCAAAUUAGACACUGGAAAGAUGCCAGUAGUCUAUCUGGAGCCCUGUGCUAUCACUAGAAGCACAGUGAAGAUUUCUGAACUCCCUGAUAACAUGCUUUCCACAUCUCGAAAGGAUAAAUCUUCUAUGUUGGCAGAAUUGGAAUAUUUGCCUGCAUACAUUGAAAAUUCCAAUGAGACUGCCUUCUGCUUAGGCAAGGAAUCAGAAAAUGGUCUUAGAAAACAUUCAUCAGAUCUCCGAGUAGUACAAAAAUAUCCCUUACUGAAAGACUCUCAGUGGAAAUAUCCUGAUAUAUCUGAUAGCAUUAACACAGAAAGAAUACUUGAUAGUUCAAAGGGUUCAGUUGGAGACUUACUUUCAGGAAAAGAGGACUUGGGCAGAAAGAGAACAACUAUGCUUAAGAUUGCAACACCCCCAAAGGUAGUGAAUGCUAAUCAGAAUGCCUCUCCAAAUGUCCCUGGAAAAAGAGGAAGGCCACGAAAAUUGAAACUCUGUAAGGCAGGACGACCACCUAAAAAUACAGGAAAGUCUUUAAUUUCUACAAAGAAUGCAACUGUAGGCCCUGGGAGUACUUUUCCAGAUGUGAAGCCUGAUCUGGAAGAUGUGGAUGGUGUUCUCUUUGUUUCCUUUGAAUCAAAGGAAGCUCUAGACAUUCAUGCAGUUGAUGGGACAACAGAAGAAUCUUCUAGUCUUCAGGCAUCAACCACAAAUGACUCAGGUUACAGAGCAAGAAUUUCCCAGUUGGAAAAGGAGUUGAUAGAAGAUUUGAAGUCUUUGCGGCACAAGCAGGUGAUACAUCCUGGUCUUCAAGAAGUGGGCUUAAAAUUGAAUUCAGUGGAUCCAACAAUGAGCAUUGAUCUUAAAUACUUGGGAGUACAGUUACCUUUGGCUCCAGCUACUAGUUUUCCUUUUUGGAACCUUACAGGAACCAACCCUGCCUCUCCUGAUGCGGGAUUUCCCUUUGUUUCUAGGACAGGGAAAACCAAUGAUUUCACUAAGAUCAAGGGAUGGAGGGGAAAAUUUCAUAGUGCUUCUGCAUCUAGGAAUGAAGGUGGAAAUUCAGAAAGUUCACUGAAAAAUCGUUCUGCUUUCUGUAGUGAUAAGCUAGAUGAAUACUUGGAAAAUGAAGGCAAGCUGAUGGAAACAAGCAUGGGUUUCUCUUCUAAUGCUCCCACAUCUCCUGUGGUGUACCAGCUUCCCACUAAGAGUACCAGCUAUGUACGAACACUUGAUAGUGUACUAAAGAAGCAAUCUACUAUUUCCCCUUCUACCUCUUACUCUUUGAAACCUCAUUCUGUACCCCCUGCCUCUCGAAAGGCAAAGUCUCAAAACAGACAGGCAACUUUCAGUGGCCGAACUAAAUCAUCUUAUAAGUCCAUUUUACCAUACCCUGUUUCACCAAAGCAGAAAUACCCUCAUAUGAUUCUGGGAGAUAAGGUUACCAAGAAUUCUUCAGGUGUCAUCUCAGAAAAUCAGGCGAAUAACUUUGUUAUGCCAACUUUAGAUGAAAAUGUGUUUCCAAAGCAGAUUAGUUUGCGGCAGGCACAGCAGCAGCAGCAGCAACAGCAACAGGGAAGUCGUCCUCCAGGCUUGUCUAAAUCUCAGGUGAAGCUAAUGGACCUGGAAGACUGUGCACUUUGGGAAGGAAAACCGAGGACGUAUAUCACAGAAGAGCGAGCAGAUGUAUCCUUAACAACUCUACUUACAGCUCAAGCAUCCCUCAAAACUAAACCUAUCCACACAAUUAUAAGGAAACGAGCCCCUCCCUGCAACAAUGACUUCUGUCGACUGGGUUGUGUAUGUUCCAGUCUAGCUUUGGAGAAGCGCCAACCUGCUCACUGCCGCCGACCAGACUGCAUGUUUGGUUGUACUUGUUUGAAAAGAAAAGUUGUACUUGUUAAAGGAUCCAAAACUAAGCAUUUUCAGAGGAAGGCUGCUCUUCAUCGAGAUCCAGUAUUUUAUGAUACUCUGGGAGAGGAGGCAAGGGAAGAAGAAGAAGGAAUCAGGGAGGAGGAGGAACAGUUGAAAGAGAAAAAGAAGAGAAAGAAGCUAGAAUACACUAUAUGUGAAACAGAGCCUGAACAGCCUGUUCGACAUUACCCAUUAUGGGUAAAAGUAGAAGGUGAAGUAGAUCCAGAACCAGUUUAUAUCCCCACACCUUCUGUCAUUGAGCCUAUGAAACCAUUGUUAUUGCCUCAGCCAGAAGUUUUAUCUCCUACUGUGAAGGGCAAACCGCUCGCUGGAAUUAAAUCUGCACGGUCAUAUACUCCCAGACCCAAUCCCGUGAUUCGGGAAGAGGACAAAGAUCCCGUCUACUUGUACUUUGAAAGUAUGAUGACUUGUGCUCGUGUUCGAGUAUAUGAGCGAAAAAAAGAGGACCAGAGACAACCAUCUUCUUCCUCCUCCCCAUCUCCAUCAUUUCAGCAGCAGAGUUUAUGUCAUUCUAGCCCUGAGAACCAUAGUAAUGCAAAGGAACCUGAUUGUGAACAGCAGCCCUUAAAACAACUCACCUGUGACUUGGAGGAUGAUUCUGAUAAAUUACAAGAAAAGAGCUGGAAGUCUCCCUGCAAUGAAGGGGAAUCCUCUUCUACUUCUUACAUGCAUCAGAGGUCACCUGGUGGUCCCACCAAACUGAUUGAGAUCAUCUCAGACUGCAACUGGGAGGAGGAUCGGAACAAGAUUUUGAGCAUCUUAUCCCAGCACAUCAAUAGCAACAUGCCACAAUCACUUAAGGUGGGCAGCUUCAUCAUUGAGUUGGCUUCUCAGCGAAAGAGCCGGGGUGAGAAGAACCCUCCUGUUUAUUCUUCUCGUGUGAAAAUCUCUAUGCCAUCAUGUCAAGACCAAGAUGAUAUGGCUGAGAAAUCUGGAUCAGAGACUCCUGAUGGUCCAUUGUCCCCUGGGAAAAUGGAGGAUAUCUCUCCUGUGCAGACAGAUGCCCUGGAUUCAGUGAGGGAGAGAUUACAUGGAGGCAAAGGUCUGCCUUUUUAUGCAGGGCUUUCUCCUGCAGGGAAGCUUGUGGCCUAUAAACGUAAACCCAGUUCAAGUACAUCUGGGCUUAUCCAGGUUAAUGGUAAGAGUUACCCGCAGGCUAAGUUGCUAUUGGGACAGAUGGGGGCAUUGCAUCCAGCCAAUAGGCUAGCUGCUUAUAUCACAGGCAGGUUGCGACCCUCAGUCCUGGACCUCUCAACCCUCAGUACUGUCAUCUCCAAGGUAGCAUCCAAUGCCAAGGUGGCUGCAUCCAGGAAACCACGUACCCUGUUGCCUUCAACAUCCAAUUCCAAAAUGGCAUCCUCCUCUGGCACUGCAACAAAUCGCCCUGGGAAGAAUCUGAAGGCGUUUGUCCCAGCAAAACGGCCAAUUGCGGCUCGACCCUCUCCUGGUGGUGUGUUCACACAGUUUGUGAUGAGUAAAGUUGGAGCCUUGCAGCAGAAGAUACCUGGAGUUAGCACACCCCAAACCCUGGCAGGGACACAGAAGUUCAGUAUCAGACCUUCUCCAGUAAUGGUCGUCACACCUGUGGUUUCUUCUGAGCCAGUUCAGGUGUGCAGCCCUGUGACUGCUGCUGUCACUACUACCACCCCUCAAGUGUUUUUAGAAAAUGUUACUGCUGUGACACCUAUGACUGCUAUUUCUGACGUGGAAACUAAAGAAACUACUUAUUCUUCUGGUGCCACCACUACAGGGGUUGUUGAGGUCUCUGAAACUAAUACCAGCACCCCUGUAACAUCUUCCCAGUCUACAGCCACUGUGAACCUUACCAAAACCACUGGGAUAACUACCCCUGUGGCUUCGGUUGCUUUUCCUAAGUCUUUGGUAGCAUCUCCUCCAACCAUAACUCUUCCUGUUGCUUCCACUGCCUCCACCUCCUUAGUCGUGGUGACUACAGCUGCAUCUUCCUCCAUGGUGACCACACCAACUUCAUCUCUGGGCUCUGUUCCUAUUAUACUCUCAGGAAUUAAUGGGAGUCCACCAGUGAGCCAGAGACCAGAAAAUCCUGCUCAAAUUCCAGUGGCUACUCCACAGGUCUCUCCUAACACAGUGAAACGUGCUGGACCUAGACUGUUGUUGAUUCCAGUGCAGCAGGGUUCUCCUACUCUUAGACCUGUCUCAAACACACAACUUCAGGGACAUCGAAUGGUCUUGCAGCCUGUUAGGAGUCCAAGUGGAAUGAACCUAUUCAGGCACCCUAAUGGGCAGAUUGUCCAGCUUCUACCUUUGCAUCAGCUUCGAGGCUCUAAUACCCAGCCCAACUUACAGCCUGUCAUGUUUCGGAACCCAGGGUCUGUGAUGGGAAUCCGGUUACCUGCUCCUUCCAAACCCUCUGAGACUCCGCCAUCUUCCACUUCGUCUUCUGCUUUCUCUGUCAUGAAUCCUGUAAUCCAAGCUGUUGGGUCUUCUUCAGCAGUGAAUGUUAUCACUCAGGCACCAUCAUUGCUUUCCUCUGGAGCUAGUUUUGUGUCUCAGGCUGGUACAUUGACCCUGAGGAUUUCUCCUCCUGAACCACAAAGCUUUGCAAGUAAAACAGGCUCUGAAACCAAAAUAACCUAUAGCUCAGGAGGACAGCCUGUUGGUACAGCCAGUCUUAUUCCUCUCCAGUCUGGUAGUUUUGCCUUGUUACAGCUCCCAGGACAAAAGCCUGUUCCUAGCUCCAUUCUUCAACAUGUUGCUUCCCUUCAGAUGAAGAGGGAAUCUCAGAAUCCAGACCAGAAAGAUGAAACAAAUUCAGUAAAAAGAGAGCAAGAAACCAAGAAGGUUCUACAGUCAGAAGGAGAGGCUGUAGACUCUGAGGCUAACAUAAUAAAACAAAACUCAGGAGCUGCUACCUCAGAAGAAACUCUGAAUGAUUCCUUGGAAGAUAGGGGUAAUCAUUUGGAUGAAGAAUCCCUUCCAGAAGAAGGUUCUGCAACUGUCAAACCAUCUGAGCAUUCCUGUAUCACUGGGUCACCUGCAGAUCAAGACUAUAAAGAUGUUAAUGAAGAGUAUGGGGCUAGGAAUCGUAACAGUUCCAAAGAAAAAGUGGCUGUUCUAGAAGUUAGGACCAUUUCUGAAAAAGCCGGUAAUAAGACCGUCCAAAAUUUAAGUAAAGUACAGCAUCAAAAACUUGGUGAUGUGAAGGUGGAACAGCAGAAAGGAUUAGACAAUCCAGAAGAAAACUCAAGUGAAUUUCCACUCACCUUUAAGGAAGAAAGUAAAUUUGAAUUGUCAGGAAGCAAAGUUAUGGAACAGCAAUCUAAUCCACAGCCAGAGGCCAAAGAGAAGGAAUGUGGAGACUCUCUGGAGAAAGACAGUAUUAGAGAAAGAUGGAGAAAACAUCUGAAGGGCCCCUUAACCAGGAAGUGUGUUGGAGCUUCACAGGAAUGUAAGAAAGAGGUAGACGAGCAGUUAAUUAAAGAAACAAAGACAUGUCAGGAAAAUUCAGAUGUGUUUCAGCAAGAACAAGGCAUCUCUGACUUACUUGGAAAAAGUGGAAUUACUGAAGAUGCCAGAGUUUUGAAAACUGAAUGUGAUUCUUGGAGUAGGAUUUCUAAUCCUUCAGCCUUCUCCAUUGUUCCUAGGAGAGCUGCAAAAAGCAGCAGAGGGAAUGGACAUUUUCAGGGUCACUUACUGCUACCUGGAGAACAGAUACAACCAAAGCAAGAGAAGAAGGGUGGGAGAAGCAGUGCUGACUUCACUGUUUUGGAUUUGGAAGAAGAUGACGAAGAUGAGAAUGAGAAAACCGAUGAUUCUAUUGAUGAAAUUGUGGAUGUUGUUUCUGACUACCAGAGUGAAGAGGUUGAUGAUGUAGAAAAGAAUAACUGUGUAGAAUAUAUUGAGGAUGAUGAGGAGCACGUGGACAUUGAGACUGUGGAAGAGCUCUCAGAGGAAGUUAAUGUUGCUCACCUGAAGACCACAGUGGCCCACACACAGUCAUUCAAACAGCCGUCCCGUACUCACAUCUCUGCAGAGGAAAAAGCAGCUGAAAGGAGUCGAAAGGCUCCACCAGUUCCUCUGAAACUGAAGCCUGAUUACUGGAGUGACAAACUACAGAAAGAAGCAGAAGCGUUUGCUUAUUAUCGCCGGACACACACUGCCAAUGAGCGGAGGCGGCGUGGUGAAAUGAGAGAUCUCUUUGAGAAAUUAAAGAUCACAUUGGGAUUACUUCAUUCUUCCAAGGUUUCUAAAAGUCUCAUUCUUACUCGAGCCUUCAGUGAAAUUCAGGGACUAACAGAUCAGGCAGACAAAUUGAUAGGACAGAAAAAUCUCCUAACUCGAAAAAGGAAUAUUCUCAUACGGAAAGUAUCGUCUCUUUCAGGUAAGACAGAAGAAGUGGUCCUGAAGAAGCUAGAGUAUAUUUAUGCAAAACAGCAAGCACUAGAGGCACAAAAAAGAAAAAAGAAGAUGGGAUCAGAUGAGUUUGACAUGUCUCCCAGAAUUAGCAAACAGCAGGAAGGAUCUUCUACAUCAUCUGUAGAUCUUGGACAGAUGUUUAUAAAUAACAGGAGGGGGAAACCUUUGAUUCUUUCCAGAAAAAAAGACCAGGCCACAGAAAAUACCUCACCCUCGAACACUCCACACACCUCUGCCAAUCUUGUGAUGACUCCACAAGGGCAAUUGCUCACCCUGAAAGGUCCCCUGUUCUCAGGACCAGUGGUAACUGUUUCUCCUGAUCUCUUAGAAUCUGAUCUUAAGCCUCAAGUUGCCAGUAGUGCUGUUGCUCUACCAGAAAACGACGACUUAUUUAUGAUGCCACGAAUUGUUAAUGUGACAUCAUUGGCCACAGAGGGAGGUUUGGUAGAUAUGGGUGGCAGCAAAUAUCCUCAUGAAGUUCCUGAUGGCAAGCCAUCUGACCAUCUGAAAGACACCGUCAGGAAUGAAGAUAAUUCCUUAGAGGACAAGAGUAGAAUGUCUUGCAGAGGAAACAGAGAUGGCAGAGUGAUGUUGGGUCCAACGCAGGUUUUUCUGGCAAACAAAGAUUCUGGUUAUCCACAAAUAGUUGACGUUUCCAGUAUGCAGAAAGCACAAGAGUUCUUACCUAAAAAGAUUUCUGGUGAUAUGAGAGGGAUUCAGUAUAAAUGGAAAGAGAGUGAAUCAAGAGGGGAGAGAGUGAAGUCAAAGGAGUCUUCAUUUCAUAAAUUAAAGAUGAAAGAUCUUAAGGACUCAAGCAUAGAGAUGGAACUGAGGAAAGUAACAUCAGCUAUAGAGGAAGCAGCUCUUGAUUCCAGUGAACUGCUAACUAACAUGGAAGAUGAGGAUGAUACUGAUGAGACACUGACUUCACUGCUCAAUGAAAUUGCCUUCCUUAAUCAACAACUAAAUGAUGACUCUGUUAGCCUGGCUGAACUACCCAGCUCUAUGGAUACAGAGUUCCCAGGGGAUGCUCGGCGGGCUUUUAUCAGUAAGGUUACUUCUGGAAACAGAGCAGCUUUCCAGGUUGAGCACUUGGGAACUGGUUUGAAAGAGUUGCCUGAUGUUCAAGGGGAGAGUGACUCUAUCAGUCCCCUCCUCUUGCACUUGGAAGAUGAUGACUUUUCUGAGAAUGAAAAACAACUUGCAGAACCAGCCUCUGAACCAGAUGUCCUUAAGAUUGUUAUUGACUCUGAAAUAAAGGAUUCCCUCCUUUCUAACAAAAAAGCUAUUGAUGGAGGGAAGAAUACUUCUGGCCUCCUUGCAGAGCCUGAAAGUGUGUCCUCACCCCCCACCCUACACAUGAAGACUGGCCUGGAGAACAGCAACAGCACAGAUACUUUGUGGAGGCCUAUGCCAAAGUUGGCCCCUCUAGGUUUAAAAGUAGCUAAUCCUUCCAGUGAUGCAGAUGGUCAGAGUCUCAAGGUGAUGCCUUGUUUGGCACCUAUAGCUGCCAAAGUUGGGUCAGUUGGACACAAAAUGAACUUCACAGGGAAUGACCCGGAAGGCCGGGAAAGCAAGGUGAUGCCUACAUUGGCACCUGUUGUGGCUAAAUUGGGCAGCUCGGGGGCCUCACCAAGUUCUGCAGGGAAAUGAACUUACUUGUCCUUAAGCAGAAGCCAGGCUGUGAGGGGAAAUUGAUCUCACCUCCUUUCUCUGCAGGCGUCUGUUUGUUUGUGUCUUGGAACUUGGAUCCUUGACUUGGAUGAUGCAGUGGAUAAUGAUGGGAGAAAGGGGGUAGGGUGCUGACCCUGGUAUUAAGAAGUACUCUGAAAUUCUGAUCAUGUUAAAAUGUGUUACCUCACUUGUGGUGCUGGGUCCCCUCAUCCUCUCUAAGAAGAUGUGAUCCAUUACUGAACACGAGGUGCCCCUCUUACCCAAGGAAUUUAUAACAGGACUCUGACUCCACAGUGGUUUCUAGUUCUUCCCCCACAAGCGAAAGAGCUGUUUGCAACUUUGGAGUUGCUGUGGACUGAACUGUAGCUUGUAGCUGUUGAAUUAAGUCUGAAAUCUAAGGAAUGUGAUGGACUUGUGCAAAGGGAUCCAGAAGAGAUACUUUUUAGUUGAUGUUUCAAGAAUAGGGAGAGAGAGGAUGUGUACCAUGGAAUACCAAAGUGAAGGACUUUGUGUCAUUCAGCAAAAUUUUCUUUUUUCAUAUCCCAAGUAGCUCCCAUUCCCUCACCUUUUCAAUCAGAAUUAACAAAUUCAAGCCUUCGGUAAAGUAGGGAUGCUUUUAACUUUUACUAUUAAGUUAAAUAUUUUGAGAUCUUAAAAAAAUAGUAGUUCUCCCUUAUUUUUGUGGGCAUUGAAAAGCUCAUUUCGCAGUACCAGGGAUUUUUACUGGGAAUAUAUAUUUUGGAGGUAGGCAUAGAGGGAGCCCUACCCCUUCCACAAAUUAUGUCACUCAAGAGACGGCUAAAAUAAAAUGCAUUAUCCCCCCAGACCAGAGACAGUGGCCAAAAUAAAAAAUCAUGGGGCUGGAAAUUUCCCAAAUCAAACCAGCCUCCUGGUGCUUAAAGGUUUCAUUCACUAUUACCUGCACAGGAUGUAAAGAAAAGUCACAGUAGGCACUCUUUACCAGGGAAAUAAGGCAGUAUUUGAAUCACAAGAUAUAUUUUUUAUCUGCAACCAUGGAUUCAAUGAUGUGUAGAGCUUUUUCACUCAUUAGCUGUCAGGAUAUGAAAGACUGACAGUCUGUAAAGAUAUUUAUAUUUUUGUAUAGUUGUUUUCAUAGAUUUCUCAAAGGCUGAAGUUUUCAACCUAGAAGAUGAGAUUUGUAUUGAGUAUAGAAAUGAUGUUUCCUAUCUAGUUUGUAAAUAAUCAUGGUGCACUUGAGGGGUCUCUUGGAAACUCCUGGGGGCAAGAAUCACUAUUCUGAAACUGUAUAGACUGGGAUUUAGCUGCUGCAUUUUGCCUUUCUUAAAUAAUUAUAUUUUGGAAUGUAACCCCUGUUCUGUCUUCAUUGACAGGAUUUGCUUGUGUUGUUACAACACUAACACAAGAGCUUCCAGUGCCUGGGCCGUGCCUAGGUGAUGCUAUUUCUUCUAUAUCUCCUGUCUUGUUUAUCCCAAAUCCCACUCAGCGUAUUUUCAGACCUAGGUUGUGAGACCAACUAUGGAUUGGAUCUAGCCAGUGAAUUAUUAUUUCCAUGGUUGGUUCCCUGUUAACUCUGGUAAUCAACAGACUGAAAACGGUGGAAGAACUUCCUCUGCAAAUUGCAGUGGGAGCAAAUUCUCGUUGGUUUUGUGCUGCUUGCCUUUCUAGAUCUGCUCAUCAGCACUUAACCUUCCCUCCUCUAAAGGUUACUGAAGCUUGAAGUAGGUGAAGAGUGCUCCUCAGCUUCUCAUUAUCCUUCCACUCUUUACCCAGCAGAUUUCAUUCAAUGCCUUAGCCAAGGAAUCCAGCACCUGUCUCCCCUGCUAAUAAUUGUCCUUAGAGAUGCUAGUACUUUAAUUCAGGUAUAGCAGUUUCCCAUUAUUUUCUUGCUUGUCUUUUCCCUACAUUUCCUCCUGAUUUCCCAAGGCUCUUUUUGUGGCUUUUGAGGGUCAGCCAAGGAGCAGGCAAGUGAGUGAACAAUCCUCAGGAAAAGAAGGACCAUUUUAGCGUAAUACUUCCUUUUUUUUUUUUUUUUUUUUUUUAAAAGAAGAAAAUAGGUAAAUAGGUAAUGAUUCUUGAUUGGAGAUACUUGACUCUUGAUGAGAGUUGUAUGAAGAUGAAAAUGAGGGAUGAUUCCAGGCGUUUUAGGGGGAAGGCUGCAGAUAUCAUUCUAACCCCCAAGAUACUGUGUUCUCAAGACCUCUUAGAACUAAGUGUUGUCAGGGAUAAUUUGAGGAGGGCUUAGUCUUCAGAACAAUCCUGCAGUCUUGACAGAAAUCUAAAAUCUCCAAAAACUCCUACCCUUUAACCUUACCCUAGGGGGAACUGAUCUAUGAAUAUUUCAUGCGUGAUUAUGAAAGGUGAAGUUGAGUGAGAGGAGUUGAGGAACGUGGAAGACAGUGAGCUCUCACCCUAACACUAUAAGAAGCAUGAUCUCAGUAGACCAAUAAUUCGCCUUUUUAUACAUCUGUAAAUAAAUGGAAUGUUUUUAAGAAUAUAAUUAUGUCAGAUUUAGCAUUUUCUUUUAUAUAUUAAAUAUAUAUAUCUUUCCUUUUCUGCUUUCGAAAAGUGACUAUUUUUUUAGAAAUCUAAGAACAGAAGUUUGGUGAUUGAAAGGUAGGAUAUAUAAACCUGAAAUAAAUCAGUUAAAAUAAUUAAAGCAGAA